Haliotis rubra (blacklip abalone) is the source of this 4459-nucleotide messenger RNA. RefSeq names its product synaptic vesicle 2-related protein-like. The transcript is spliced from 3 exons. The coding region runs from base 883 to 2277 and encodes 464 amino acids. Gene Ontology annotation, molecular function: transmembrane transporter activity. Gene Ontology annotation, biological process: transmembrane transport. The record is from RefSeq and is a predicted model, not a curated record. Lineage: Eukaryota; Metazoa; Mollusca; Gastropoda; Lepetellida; Haliotidae.
CGCCGUUAUUGCAUAACUGUAGAAAUUCACCAUGUAUUAUAUUACGUUAUAAUUAUCACAUCUGCUACACAGAAUAGUAUUGUAAACACGACCUUGUAAAAAAGUAAUGACUAAAUAUGAGGCUCCAUUUCCGCACAAAGAGUCAGCCUUUACAAUUUCCCAUGCCGUGUGUUUACCAUGUGGACGUCCAAUUUCAGGUCACAGGUGUCUAUCAUUCAUAGAAACAUAACAAUAUGAGUUUCAUUACGGUGUGAAAUAACACGGCCCGAACCCGCAAUGAAGUCAAGACCAUUCGCUAUUGUUUUAUAACAAACAAAACAACCAGCUAUAUUACAGAAUGGGUUCGGGAACGUGUGCUCUGAAUAAUACACUCGCUGAGAUGCCGCAUGAAUAUUCAGAUCUCCGCGAAAAAUCUGUUACAAUGAUGGCACAUUUGGACGAAAACGGGUUUACCUACCGGCAUUUCACUUGCAGUUUCAACUAUUUCGUGAAUAUUGUCACGGGUUAGCAUAUUACGGAUGGACGGAGCAAAGAGCAACGAUUCUGUCCUUCUGGAGUGCUGGAGGCUCUGAACGGAUGGCCCACGCAAACGAGAAUAGGAAUUUUGAGCAACUAUCAAAAAGCUAUGUAGAUUUUGUUUUGAUACCUCCACUCUCAUUUAUUUGACGCACUAAUCAAAUUUAUUUUUCUGUUUGCCUUAUGCAUUUUCAGAAAUAUUUUUCUCUGAGUGAACGAUCUUUUACUAUUCAAAAUGACAACAGGGGACUCUGACAUUGGCUUGGCGAAUGGAGUGAUAACAACAGCUCCAGAUGAACCAUCACCACCAUGUGACAAAGAACCCAUACAGUCCUUCACUCCUGAAGAUGAGAUAGAAUCUGAGACAUGUCUGCUCCAGGAUCAGGAUGGCAGUGGGAGAAGGUCAUCCACCUGGAUGAAGCCCUGUCACAAAUUAAGUUUGGACUCUUUCACAUAAAGAUGCUGAUACUUGCAGGAGGUGGAUAUUUCGCUGUUUGUUCGGAAAUUCUGGUGUUUGUUUUCCUCAGCGAACCUGUGAAGAAGGAGUGGAAUCUUAGUCACUAUGACUUUGCCUGGCUUCCUUUCUUCAGUGGAGUGUGUGGUAUUGUUGGUGGGUAUGUGUUCGGGGUGCUGAGUGACAGGAUUGGACGUCAGAUUCCCUUCAUCGCUUCCAUAUCAGUGUGUUGUGUCUUUGGGGUGGCCUCAGCGUUUGCUCCAUCCUAUAUCCUGCUGGUGGUACUGAGAUCUCUCGUCUCUGUCGGAACUGGGGGACUGGAGUCUGUGGACUUUGUCCUGCUGCUAGAAUUUCUUCCAAAACGAAACCGAGGGUCCUAUAUGGUGUUCAUUACAUUCUGUGGUGCCCUCGGAGCUGUGGCAGCUGGGGGUAUUGCCUGGCUUAUCUUGCCUCGCUUUGGAUGGAGGUGGUUUGUUGGUGCAUGUGCAGUUCCAUCCAUAAUCGUGUUUAUUCUGAGAUUCAUCGUGCGAUCUGAAUCACCACGUUAUCUCAUGAUCAGUGGCCAGAAGGAAAAGGCAAUGAAGGUUCUUCAAAAUAUAGCAGCACAAAAUAAAACAGAACUACCUGAAGGUGAAAUAAUCUGCCCAGUUUCUACAUCACGUGGAAGAAUACAGGACCUGUUAUCUCCAGAGCUCCGCAGAAGAACACUAUUCAUGAGCCUCAUCUGGUUUUUCCAAUCCACCGGUUACUGGGGAGUGACCAUCUACCUUCCAGAAUACAUGCACUCACUGGGAGUGAAUUCCUAUAUGAAUAUGUUUACCAUUUUCAUUGGCGAACUACCAGGAAUUGCUCUUGCGAUGAUCGUCAUAGAACGACACAUGCUUGGAAGGAUCAACAGUCUGAAAUUCUUCUCAUUCUUUACUGGGGCAUCACUUCUUCUGUUUUCUUUCAUUCCCAUACAAAGUAUCAAAGCAGCGCUUGUCAUUGUGUGUUAUUUCUUCAUGGUGCCGAUAUACUCCAUACUGAAUGCAUUUACCCCAGAAAUAUACCCAACAGAUGUAAGGAGCACCGCCAUGGCUUGGGCGAACAUCAUCAUUGAAAUUCCUGGCUUGAUUACUCCAUUUGUAGGUGCAGUGUUGUUGUCGUCUGAUAUGGUAUGGCUCUAUCCAGUAACGUGGACUGCCUGCUUCUUGCUUCAGUUCAUCUUCAGCUUCUUUGUGGGCGUCGAGACUGCAGGGGAGGAGUUGAACGACAAGAGGGACUGUGGGAAGGAGAGAGGCAGUGUUAAUGUGUCCAGUACAGUGUAGAUGGAGUUUGUGGGUAUUUAUUUGUAUGUGUGAUCUUUUGCUGUGAGAAUACAUGUUUCAAUAAUCUGAUGAUGGCAUUUGAUGUGAAUAUGGACCUGAAGUCAUUUGAUGAGUGUAUAUGACAAUCUCGACAAAUAUACCAUUAAAAAAAAGUAGGGGAUAUUCCAUUUUGCGAGCAUACCACUAGCCAAUGCCAAUGUAUAUGAGAAAAAGUAAUAUAUAUCCAUACAGAUGAAACAUUUCCAAAGGAAUGGAAUAAAUUGUCACAUAUUCACUUAAUUUCAUCUGUUUUCUCCUUGGCUUCAUCAUUUGCGUUUUAUCAGUCUUGUAAAUCCAAUAUCGCCUACUUUUUUUUAAUGGUAUAUGUUUAUGAGAAGCUGUGCCAUGUGAGCAUGAGGUAAGUCAGUGUUGGGGGUUCAAACCAGUCCCUAUUAAACUUCACUUUGUAGUCCAUAUUUAAAUCACUAUAGACUGUACUUUGAAAACACUGUGUACACUCCCUAUGCUGGCCUCAUACCAUGAGCAGUGAGGGGAGGUGGGGUAGCCUAGUGGUUAAAGCGUUGGCUCGUCACGGCAAAGACCCGGGUUUAAAUCCCCACAUGGGUACAAUGUGUGAAACCCAUUUCUGGUGUCCCCCGCUGUGAUGUUGCUGGAAUAUUGCUAAAAGCGGUGUAAAACCAAACUCAGCCAUGAGCAGUGGAUAUAUCACUAUGCCUGCAGUAUGUGAGGAACCAUACCAAGUUAUCCUGUAUUGUAUCUGAAAUGACAUGACUGUCAGUAUUUUACUUGGAACCCUAUCAAGACAUUCUGUAUUGGAACAUGAAACCUUAGCAUAUGCUUAGUGUGUCAGCUUCAAGGUUUGCAUCUAAUAUUACAACACAAUGACCUGACAUUCAGCCUCCACACAACAGCCUACAGUGGGCAGAUAUGGGGCCAUUACUAUAGAGUUUGUGAUUUCUCCUAGUGGACACAGAUCUGGACGCAGAAUUGACCAAACAGGACAUCACUUUAGACAAUGAGCAGUCAAGUAUCUGUUUUAAUAUCCAUUACAUUCACUUGUGAUUUACAACGAGGAGUACUGGGGACCAAUUAAUCAAGGGUAAUUCUCUGUGGAUAGUGUAUGUUUGAUGUUUUUGUCAGAGUGAUUUUCUACUUUAUAUAUCCAAGAAGACAGGGAACACUGUGCCUAUCAUUUUGAGCAGAUGAAGAUUUUCAUCAUAUAUCUGUGUGCAUCUGUUGUCAGCUGUCUGCUUCCUUUACUAAGAGUGAGUCAGUUUAGUUUUAUGCCGCACUCAGCAGUCAGUAAAUAAUCAAGUCUGGACCAGACAAUCCAGUGAUCAACAGCAUGAGCAUCGAUCUACGCAAUUGGGAUACAAUGUCAUGUGUCAGUGAGCCUGACCACCUGAUCAUGCUAGUUUUCUAUAACAACAAGCUGAGGAUCAAUUCUAACCCGGAUCUUCACAGUUAGAUGGAGUCAUCAUCUUGAAGUGUGACAGAUGAAGACACUACUACAGAAAGAAUCUGAUAUAGUGUGGAGCUCAGCGGGAAGAACCUCAAGAAAUUUACAUAUCCAAGGUUUGAGAAGUUUCUUUGUAUGACUGUUGUUCUGUCAGGCUUCCGUUUGAACCAAGGUUUUACUGUUUUCAGAAUUGGUGCAUUUAUAUGUGUAUAUAUAUAUUUAUUGAUUAUAUGUUUGUUAAUGCUUGAAUGAGUGCAGUUGUAGAUAAGUGUUUUCCAUGGUUGUUUGAUAAUGUUUUGUGCCACAAGUGCUGCCCCUGCUCACCUUUCUGUGAACAGCUGGUGUCAUAACUAUUGGAUGGUGAUUUAUGUAUGCAAGUGUAUAGUCGACUGUGCUUUUUUAAAGGAAAUGGUUUUGUUGCUUCUAUUUAUUGGAAAGAAACAUGAAAAAACCCAGUGUCUUGGCUGUACAAGAUCAGUAACUGUACCCACCAUCAACACUGGUUGUUGAACAUCCAACAGUCAGCUCUAUGGUUGUACUGUUACAGUGUUCACAAUCAGCACUUAGACUGUACUGUUACAGUGCUCACAGUGUACAACAUGAUUGUGCAGUUACAUUGCACACAGUCAGCACUAUGAUUGUACUGUUAGAUUGUCCACAGUGUACAAUUGUACUGUUACAUUGCACACAGUCAGCACUAUGAUUGUACUGUUAGAUUGUCCA